GGCGCCAGGGCUCACGCGACGUCAGGGGGCGGGCCCCGAGCCCGGGGGCGCGCGGGGGCGGGGGAUUCCUUCCCGCGCGCCGACCCCGGCCUCGGUUCCCAUGGCAGCCGCCGCUUGUGAGGGAUUGGUUAUACUCUAAAAUUUAUGUUCAUCACAGUCACCACUGCCAAAUAGUCUCCGAUGCUCAGCCUCUAGUCCACUAGCCUGACAAGGUACAAUAAAUAUUUAGUCUUCAAGAGCUGUGUAAUGCUGAAAGCAGAAUGUGGAGGUCAUGAAACAAAGGGCAUGUGUGAAGAUCCAGAGACCAGAUAGGAUGACCAAAAUGGCAAAUUCUCAGCCCGUUAACCAGCUAAAGUCAGAGACUGAGAGACCUAGUCCUGAGCCGCCAGCAGCCUCUGAAAACAAAGAGAAACCUUCAAAAAGAUCAACAUGCCAACUGCAGGAGAGGGCUGUAACACCAUCCCAGUCCACAGGGCCUGGCCACACUUCACUGACCUCUGGACAAGUGUCCAUGGAUGCCUUUCAGCAAGCAGCAAGUAUGCUUUGGCAACACAAACUUCCAAAUAUCCCUUCUUCCUCUGACGUGUCAGAGCCGGCACAAGAUGUUCCAGCAAACAGUUUAGCAGAGCCUUUAUCUCAACUUCCGCUUCCUUCAUCAAAGCAGCAGAUGAAGCUAAAGAAGUCCAUCUCCAAGGAAAAGCAGGAGCAGUUUAUAGAACGCACUCAGGUACAGCUCAAAAGGCAAGCGAUGGCAAAAUUUGUCCUGGGCUCUUUUGAAGAUAACUCGUCUGAUGAUGAGCUGGUACCUGGAUCCUUUAAAGUCACUAGCAGAAGUAGCGUGAUGAGCGUUGGUUCCUCCUCCUCUUUUGAGUCCUUUUCGCUAACGUCUUCUUCCACAACCAUGAGGCCUAGCAUGUCAGGGCUGCACCUGGUCAAGAGAGGCCGAGAGCAGAAGAAGCUGGAUCUCCAGAGGGAUUUCACUGUCGCCUCACCUGCUGAGUUCGUGACUCGUUUUGGGGGGAACCGCAUUAUUGAAAAGGUUCUGAUUGCAAAUAAUGGCAUUGCUGCUGUGAAGUGCAUGCGCUCCAUCCGCAGGUGGGCCUACGAAAUGUUCAGAAAUGAGCGAGCAAUUCGAUUUGUUGUCAUGGUUACGCCUGAAGAUCUUAAAGCAAAUGCAGAGUACAUCAAAAUGGCUGAUCACUAUGUGCCUGUCCCUGGGGGAGCCAACAACAACAACUAUGCCAACGUAGAGCUGAUCGUGGAUAUUUCCAAGAGGAUUCCGGUGCAGGCCGUGUGGGCUGGCUGGGGCCAUGCUUCUGAAAACCCUAAGCUUCCAGAGCUGCUGCAGAAACAUGGGGUGGCUUUCCUAGGUCCUCCCAGUGAAGCCAUGUGGGCUUUGGGAGAUAAAGUGGCUUCCACCAUUGUAGCCCAGACUGUCCAGAUCCCCACAUUGCCAUGGAGUGGAAGUGGUCUCAUGGCAGAAUGGACAGCGGAGGAUUGUGAGCAGCGGAGAACAAUCAGCGUCUCCCUAGAGACUUAUGCACGAGGCUGUGUAAAGGACGUGGAUGAAGGCCUGGAGGCGGCCGAGAGGAUUGGCUAUCCUGUGAUGAUAAAAGCUUCGGAAGGCGGCGGUGGCAAAGGAAUCCGGAAAGCAGAGACCGCGGAGGAAUUCACUGGCUGCUUCAGACAAGUACAGAGCGAGGCCCCAGGGUCCCCCAUCUUUGUGAUGAAAUUAGCCCAGCACGCCCGGCACCUGGAGGUGCAGGUCCUUGCCGAUCAGUACGGGAACGCGGUUUCGUUGUUCGGCCGCGACUGCUCCCUACAGCGCAGGCAUCAGAAAAUAAUUGAAGAGGCACCGGUGACGGUAGCAGCUCCCUCUGUGUUUGACUUUAUGGAGCAGUGUGCAGUACGCCUUGCAAAGAUGGUGGGCUAUGUGAGUGCAGGGACAGUCGAAUACCUCUAUAGUGAAGAUGGCGGCUUCCACUUUCUGGAGUUAAAUCCCCGCCUGCAAGUAGAACAUCCUUGCACAGAAAUGAUUGCUGAUGUGAACUUACCUGCGGCUCAGCUACAGAUUGCAAUGGGUGUCCCCUUGCACAGAAUAAAAGACAUCCGAGUGCUGUAUGGAGAGUCGCCAUGGGCUGAUACACCCAUCUGCUUUGAGAGCCCUGCGAAUAUCCCAGUGCCCAGAGGCCAUGUCAUUGCUGCUAGAAUCACCAGUGAAAACCCUGAUGAGGGGUUCAAGCCAAGCUCAGGGACAGUGCAGGAGCUGAAUUUCCGUAGCAGCAAGAAUGUCUGGGGUUAUUUCAGUGUGGCAGCUGCUGGCGGUUUGCACGAAUUUGCUGAUUCGCAGUUUGGGCACUGUUUCUCCUGGGGAGAGAACCGCGAGGAGGCCAUCUCGUCAGUAUUGUCCUCCCAGAAUAUGGUUGUGGCGCUGAAAGAGCUGUCGAUCCGUGGGGAUUUCAGAACAACAGUCGAGUACCUGAUUAAGCUGCUGGAGACUGAGAGCUUUCAGAACAAUGAGAUAGAUACUGGGUGGCUGGACCACCUGAUUGCUGAGAAAGUGCAGGCCGAGAAGCCAGACACCAUGCUGGGCGUGGUUUGCGGUGCCCUGAAUGUAGCAGAUGCCCUGUUUAGGACUUGUAUGACUGACUUCCUGCAUUCGCUCGAAAGGGGCCAAGUUCUGCCAGCGGCUUUCCUGCUGAACAUUGUAGAAGUGGAGCUUAUUUAUGAAGGUGUGAAGUACGCACUCAAGGUUGCCCGUCAGUCUCUGACAACUUAUGUCAUUAUCAUGAAUAACACUCACAUUGAGAUAGACGUGCACAGGUUGAAUGAUGGUGGGGUGCUGCUUUCCUAUGAUGGUAACAGUUACACGACGUACAUGAAAGAAGAAGUUGACUGCUACCGAAUCACCGUUGGUAACAAAACAUGUGACUUUGAAAAGGAGAAAGAUCCAACCAUGCUGAGAUCACCCUCUGCUGGGAAACUGCUGAAGUACACCGUGGAAGAUGGAGGCCACAUCUUCGUAGGGCACAGUUUUGCAGAGAUAGAGGUGAUGAAAAUUAUUUUGACCCUGGAGGUGAAGGAAUCUGGCCAUAUACAUUAUAUAAAACGGCCAGGAGCAUUGCUGGAGGCAGGCUGUGUCAUAGCUAGACUCGAGUUAGAUGAUCCUACCAAAGUGCACCCAGCCCAGUUGUAUACAGGUGGCCUCCCCACCCAGCAGAUGCUGCCAAUCGGUGGCCUGAAGCUGCACCAGGUCUUUCACAGUGUCCUGGAGAAUCUGAUCAAUGUCAUGAAUGGCUACUGCUUGCCAGAGCCAUAUUUCAGUGCAAAAAUGAAAGAAUGGGUAUGUGAGCUGAUGAAGACCCUCCGGGACCCCUCCCUGCCUCUUCUGGAGCUGCAGGAGAUCAUGACAAACGUGUCUGGCAGAAUCCCACUGUCAGUGGAGAAAUCCAUUCGAAAAGUGAUGGCACAAUACGCCAGUAACAUCACCUCAGUGCUGUGUCAGUUUCCCAGUCAGCAGAUCGCUAGCAUACUGGACAGCCAUGCGGCCAGUUUGCAGAGGAAGGCAGACCGGGAAGUCUUCUUCAUGAACACGCAGAGCAUUAUGCAGCUAGUCCAGAGGUACCGCAGCGGCAUUCGGGGCUACAUGAAAUCUGUCGUGUUAGACUUGCUGAGAAGAUAUUUGCAAGUGGAAACCCAGUUCCAACAAGCCCACUAUGACAAAUGUGUGAUCAACCUGAGAGAGCAGUACAAACUGGACAUGACCCCGGUGCUCGAGUGCAUCUUCUCUCAUGCUCAGGUGGCAAAGAAGAAUCUGCUGGUGAUCAUGUUAAUUGACCAGCUGUGUGGUCGAGACUCCACCAUGACAGAGGAGCUGAUGGCCAUUCUCACUGAGCUAACACAGCUCAGUAAAACGGAGCACUCCAAAGUGGCUUUGCGAGCCAGACAGGUUUUGAUUGCCUCUCACCUCCCUUCUUAUGAACUGAGACAUAAUCAGGUGGAGUCCAUAUUCCUGUCUGCUAUCGACAUGUACGGCCACCAGUUCUGCCCUGAAAACCUAAAGAAACUGAUCCUCUCGGAAACCACCAUCUUUGAUGUGCUCCCUACCUUCUUCUACCACUCCAACCAGCUGGUGCGCAUGGCAGCUCUGGAGGUGUACGUGAGGAGAGGAUAUAUCGCCUAUGAACUAAACAGCCUGCAGCAUCGUCAGCUCUCAGAUGGCACGUGUGUGGUAGAGUUUCAGUUUAUGUUGCCAUCAUCGCAUCCAAAUAGAGGCAACAGCCCCACUUUGAGCAGAAUGUCUAUCCCGAUCAGCGUAUCGAACCCUGACUUAGCCAGGCAUAGCACCGAGCUGUUCAUGGACAGCGGCUUUUCUCCUCUGUGUCAGAGAAUGGGAGCCAUGGUUGCUUUUGACAGAUUUGAAGAUUUCACAAGGAAUUUUGAUGAAGUGAUCUCCUGCUUUGCCAACCCACCCUCAGAGAGUCCCCUGUUCAGCGAGGCGCGAUCCACACUCUACGAAGUAGAGGACAAUAAGAACAUCCAAGAGGAGCCCAUCCACAUCCUGAACACAGCCAUCCGAUGGGCCGGCCACCUUGAGGAUGAGGAGCUGGUGCCAGUCUUCAGAACCUUUGCUCAGUCGAAGAAAAACAUCCUUGUUGACUGUGGCCUCCGGAGAAUCACGUUUUUAAUUGUGCAGAAGGGCGAAUUUCCAAAGUUUUUUACAUUUCGAGCAAGAGAUGAGUUUGCAGAAGACCGGAUUUAUCGGCACUUGGAACCAGCCCUGGCCUUCCAACUGGAGCUGAAUCGGAUGCGUAACUUUGACCUGACCGCUGUCCCCUGUGCCAACCACAGGAUGCACCUCUAUCUAGGAGCUGCCAAAGUGGAAGAGGGCAAUGAAGUUACUGACUACAGGUUUUUCAUACGAGCCAUUAUAAGACACUCUGAUCUCAUCACUAAGGAGGCCUCCUUUGAAUACCUGCAGAACGAGGGUGAACGGUUACUCCUGGAAGCAAUGGAUGAGUUGGAAGUGGCCUUCAGCAACACCAGUGUCCGCACUGACUGUAACCAUAUCUUCCUCAACUUUGUGCCUACUGUCAUCAUGGAUCCGUCCAAGAUCGAGGAGGCUGUCCGCUCCAUGGUGAUGCGCUACGGCAGCAGGUUGUGGAAACUCCGGGUCCUGCAAGCUGAAGUGAAGAUCAAUAUCCGUUUGACUCCUGUUGGCAAAGCCAUUCCUAUCCGCCUCUUCCUGACCAAUGAGUCCGGCUACUACCUGGAUAUUAGUCUCUACAAAGAAGUGAAUGAUCCCAGGACUGGGAAUAUUAUGUUUCACUCCUAUGGGGAUAAGCAAGGGCCACAGCAUGGGAUGCUGAUUAACACACCAUACGUUACCAAGGACCUGCUCCAGUCCAAGCGCUUCCAGGCACAGUCGCUAGGCACUACCUAUGUAUACGACUUCCCUGAAAUGUUCAAGCAGGCGCUCUUUAAAUUGUGGGGCUCUACAGAAAUGCACCCCAAAGAUGUUCUAACCUACACUGAGUUAGUGUUGGAUUCCCAGGGGCAGCUGGUGGAGAUGAACAGGAUACCUGGAGGAAAUGAGGUUGGGAUGGUUGCUUUCAAAAUGAAGCUGAAAACCCCUGAGUAUCCCAAGGGCCGAGACAUCAUUGUUAUCAGCAACGACAUCACCUACAAGAUUGGCUCCUUCGGGCCCGAGGAGGAUCUGCUCUUCCUGAGAGCUUCGCAGCUGGCCCGCUCGGAAGGCGUCCCCCGGAUCUACAUUGCAGCGAACAGCGGGGCACGGAUAGGGUUUGCAGAUGAGAUAAAGCACAUGUUCCAGGUAGCCUGGGUGGAUCCCAUGGAUCCCUACAAGGGGUUCAAGUACCUGUACCUGACGCCACAGGAUUACACGAGGAUCAGCUCUGUGAACUCCGUGCACUGUGAGCAUGUAGAGGAAGGAGGAGAGUCCAGGUAUGUCCUAACUGAUAUCAUCGGUAAAGAUGAAGGGUUCGGUGUGGAGAACCUGAGAGCAUCUGGUGCCAUUGCUGGGGAGUCCUCCAUUGCUUAUGAUGAAAUUGUGACCAUUAGCAUGGUGACAUGUCGUGCCAUUGGAAUUGGCGCUUACCUGGUGAGGCUAGGGCAGCGAGUGAUACAGGUGGAGAAUUCCCACAUCAUCCUCACUGGGGCUAGUGCUUUAAAUAAGGUCCUGGGGCGUGAGGUCUACACAUCCAAUAACCAGCUCGGAGGCGUGCAGAUCAUGCAUCAUAAUGGUGUUUCCCAUGUGACUGUCCCAGACGACUUUGAGGGCGUCUAUACCAUCUUACAGUGGCUUUCAUAUAUGCCAAAGGACAAUCGUAGCCCAGUGCCUGUUACUGCUACAAGUGACCCCAUUGAACGAGAAAUUGAUUUUGUCCCUUCCAAAGCCCCCUACGAUCCCAGAUGGAUGCUGGCAGGAAGACCACAUCCAAUUGUUAAGGGAACCUGGCAGAGCGGCUUCUUUGAUCAUGGCACUUUCAUGGAGAUCAUGCAGCCUUGGGCACAGACAGUUGUAGUUGGCAGAGCAAGAUUGGGAGGGAUCCCCAUUGGUGUGGUAGCGGUGGAGACCCGGACUGUGGAGAUGGUUAUACCAGCUGACCCUGCAAACCUAGAUUCUGAAGCAAAGAUAGUCCAGCAGGCUGGGCAGGUGUGGUUCCCAGAUUCAGCUUUUAAAACUGCCCAGGCUAUAAGGGACUUCGACCGAGAGCGGCUCCCUCUCUUGAUCUUUGCAAACUGGAGGGGAUUCUCCGGUGGCAUGAAAGACAUGUACGAUCAGGUGCUGAAGUUCGGUGCGUACAUUGUCGAUAGCCUCAGGCAGUUUAAACAGCCUGUUCUUGUCUACAUCCCCCCACAUGCUGAGCUAAGAGGAGGGUCCUGGGUAGUAAUUGAUCCAACAAUCAACCCGGUGUACAUGGAGCUUUAUGCAGACAAGGAGAGCAGGGGAGGCAUUUUAGAAGCUGAAGGAACAGUGGAAAUUAAAUUCAGGAGGAAGGAUUUGAUAAAGACCAUGAGAAGAAUUGAUUCAGUCUAUGCCAGACUUGUUGAACAGCUGGGCACCCCAGAACUCCUAGAAGAGGAUCACAGAGAGCUGGAGAAGCAGCUGAAAGCUCGGGAAGAGCUCCUGUUACCCAUCUUCCACCAGGUGGCAGUGCAGUUUGCUGACCUUCACGACACGCCAGGAAGAAUGCACGAGAAGGGUGUUAUUGCAGAUAUCCUUGAGUGGAAGAACGCCCGUACAUUCUUAUAUUGGCGUCUGCGGCGCCUCCUUUUGGAGGAGGUGGUGAAAACGGAGAUUCUGAAUGCGGACAGUGAGCUCAGCAACAUUCACAUCCAGUCCAUGCUGCGCCGCUGGUUCAUGGAGACGGAAGGAGCUGUGAAGGGCUAUCUCUGGGACAAUAACCAGGCGGUGGUGGAAUGGCUGGAGAAACACUUGCAAGAAGAGGAGGGUUCCCGAUCAGCCAUUCGAGAAAACAUCAGAUAUCUGAAACGGGAUUAUGCCCUCAGACAUAUCCGGACCUUGGUUCAAGCAAACCCAGAGGUGGCCCUGGACUGCAUGAUUCACAUGACUCAGCACAUCACCCGUGCACAGAGGACCCAGAUCGCUCGUCUCUUAUCUACCCUGGAUAACCCGCCCCCUUCUUGACAGAGAGGCCGCAGGUGGGGGUGCCAGGAACAAUCACUAUAGACAAGGAAGCGCACAGAGAGAAACCACUCCUUUUGAGACCAGAUGUCUUCUUGCCUGCGUGUAUUCGACCCUAGCGUUGAAGCCUUAGACUCUACUGAUGUCUCUCAAUAAAUGAUGCCAUUGUUGCAUUUUCAACCAUAAAAAUAGCCUUUCUGUGAACACCGUGUUCAUCCUGGAUUUGUGGGGACAAUUAAAAAAACAAAUCCAUUACAGUGGCAUUUUUGUGGGAUUUAAAUUCAACCCAAAUUGACCUCAGGAGCCUUGUCUUCAGAACAAAGCCGGUAGGGAUGGGCCCCGUGGUCAUUUUAUAACUGAAUUUAAAAUUGUUUAUUUUUUUAUUGUAAACCCAGUAAAAAGUUGAGAUACAUUUCAUUAGAAUGAAUGGAGCUGGGAGUAGAAAUCAAACUCUGUAUAAUAGCCGGAAAGAGAAAUAUUUUUGUACUAAUGUUUGUUGUUGCCAAACAUCUGCCAGCAUAAUAAGAAAAUGUUGUUAUUUUUAAUGAACAAGAGAAAACUGUGUUUUGGAAAAACAUUCACACUAACCACUAGAAAACCACUGGAGAGCCUCUUCAUUCCCCUGCUAUGACAGUGUUCAGUAGAGGUGAUUAUGAAAUAAUUCUUGGAGCAUGGUCAGGGAUUCCAGGGAAGGUUUCGACAGAGCCAUACAUUUCAACCUGUCCUUCGUUUUAUUUGUGGUCAGGACACCAAGUUUGCAGCUGUUAACACAGUUGUCAGUGCAGGAUUUGUUAAACAGUCCCAGUUCUAACAAGGGAAUGAAAAGGGGCAGUUGAAUUUUCCAUCUCUUCUUUAAUUGGUGUCCCCUUCCAUUUCAUAUUGGAAUUCCUUGGAAUUAUUCCAGUGUCUGCACCUGCUUCCCCACCCACCCACGUACACUCUAUUUGGAGUGGGGCGGGAAAGCACAUGUGGACCUGAUCUUGUCAGUGGUUAACCUGACCUCAUGAAUUAAGGUAACAUAUCACACACUUCAAACUACUUAGUUUAGUAAAAGUAAUGAUUUAGAUCUUACUGUGCCUUGUUCUAUUGUGGUAGCAUGGCGGGUAACAAAUCCAUUUGCCUAAUGUAACUGCAUAAUAGUGGUGAUCCACCCUUUUGCCAUUUUAAAAAUAAAUCCUCAGGUCACAUAUAUCCUUUGACUGUCCUGGGUUGCAUAACCUCAUGACAAUACAUGUACCAUGUCUCACUGUAACCUUUAAUCAUAAGAAUAAGAUAUGGCUUUACGGCUCUUAGAUAUGGCCUUAUGGGAAUAGAAUUGGUUACCUGGUUUAAAUACAGUGUUAAAGCCAUUGUUUGGCAAUGUUACAGAUCCUGUCAGUUGAUUUUAAACCAAAUAAUGACAAAACCAAAGAGACACACAGGACAGCUGUGCACACAGUGGGCUAGAGAAUGUGAUGAAACAACUUACUACAUGCAAUGCCAGUGGUGAGGUUUUUCCAAAAAGAAUGUAUUGUGUAUUUUAUUGAGAGGAGGGCAGCAGGAGAGACUUUAAAAGUUCCCUGAUUUGAAAGGUGUUACACCUGAACGAGUUUUGUCAGAGAGAGAGAGGAGGGUGUGUUGUUAACAAAACUCACUGUAUGGAAGGAGAAUUGGGAAAUCCAGCCCAUCUGCUCCAAAUAAAAUGAUGACAUUUUUCAGGGAA
Molecule: messenger RNA, 9371 nt
Organism: Chrysemys picta bellii (western painted turtle)
Lineage: Eukaryota; Metazoa; Chordata; Testudines; Emydidae
Gene: ACACB
Product: acetyl-CoA carboxylase beta
Biological process (GO): fatty acid biosynthetic process
Cellular component (GO): mitochondrion
Molecular function (GO): ATP binding; acetyl-CoA carboxylase activity; metal ion binding
Source: RefSeq, a predicted model, not a curated record